AUGCCUAAACCAAGUCGAUCCGCUUUUUAUUUCUAUGCUCUUGAGUAUCAACGUCGGUAUUUUCGUAACAAUGGAAAUCGUAUAAGUAUUACUGAUGCCAUAGCUGCAUGUUAUGACGAAUGGAAAUUAUUAUCUGAUGAAGACAAACAACCAUAUAAAAUUUUAUAUGAAGAAUGGCGUAUGCAGUAUCGUUUAGAUCCUGAAUCUGCUACGAAUGAUAAUCAACGUAGUUUACAAACGAAGAAAGCACUUAAACAAGAAAAGAAAAAUGAGAAAAUCCUUAGUGAACGUGAUAUUCCAUGCGAAGAACUGAAAAUUCAUUAUGAUCGAUUCAGUUUGGAACGAGAUUAUCUUGCAUUUGAAUAUCUCCCAUUAGAUAUCAAUGAAUUACUAUCUAUGCCAAUCUAUAUAAUUAAUUUUCAAGUUUUCUGUAAAGUUGAUGAAGAAGAUGGCGGACAAUACGUCCCGGCUGAAAUGUGUAUUCUUCGAUAUACUCUAGCUGAAGGUGCAACGAUGUUCCGACAAACAUUUAUCAAGCCAGAUAAAAUUCCACCUGGUUAUAUGUCAGCCUGUUUGGAACAUUUAAAGUCAACUCAUGAAAUUCCAUUGAAAGAUUUCGCUGAAGCAACAGAUAAUUACAAACUGAUAUAUCAACAAUUGAAAUCAGUAUUGUUUCCGAAUGGAGCCAAUAAAAUGACCAAUCCUGCCGAUGAUGAUCGUGCUCGUCGUCGAUCUUUACGAUCAAGUCAACCAUGUGUCUUUUUUCCGGCUGUUGAAUAUGAGCAGACAAGUCGAUUAUUUGAUUGGCUACAAGAAAAAGCAGAAGGAGUGAAGCCAACAAAAGAAACACGUUUGGUUGGUCUCGCAAGUGUUGAGUCAUUAAUAAUGCUUUUAGUUGAAUUAAAGAAGCAACGUGUGUCACGUGAUGAUAUCCAUAAAACAUUUGAAAAUGCUGCAUAUUCAUUUAUGAUUGAAGAACGUUGCAAUUAUCAUACAAGACUAGGUGUUAGUCAUUGUUCAGUUGCACGAUGUUACGCAUCGGCUAAACUUAUAUCGGCAUAUUUAAAUCAAUUAUAUGUACCGGAAAGACCGGCAUCAAUCAUGAUGACUGGCAAGCGGUCCCAGAAUUCAUCGACGAUGAAUUCAGACUCGUCAUCGAUUGCUUCAAUGAACAGCUUUUCCAAUCGAUUACAACAACCGGCCAUUGUCAGACCUUCCAUGCCGUCUCAAUUACUCUCCAGUCAAUAUUCGUCGACUGGUACAAGUGACUCAAUUGCCUCAUCAUACCGGCCACCUGAACCAAAGAAAGUUCAGUCUCUAACUCGACCGGUGUUUAUUCAAUCAUCUAGUCGGCCAUCAUCAACGAAAUAUCCCUACCAAUCUCAGCCUCAGCAACGAUCUGACGAACAAGAUCUUCACGUCUCCGAAGAACUUAUUCAUCAUCCAACAAUCAUUAAACUACAACAACAAAAUUUCCAUCGUUUGAUUUCCAGUGCUGACUCGGCUUCGUCAUCAUCUGUUGCCAAGCAGCAACAAGCUCUUGAAUUUGAUUCAACAAGAGAUGAUGAUCAAUCAACUUAUUUCAGCUCAACCAUAGCAACGAAUGAUCGUCCACAAUCGGUUAAACACGUGUCCGAUAAUCAGCGAACAGUUCUAAAUCAACGCAAACAAGCUCUUAUGAAAGCUAUUCAAAGUAUAAACAAGCAGAUGGAAGAAUUAGAUAUGCAAUAA
Molecule: messenger RNA, 1731 nt
Organism: Adineta ricciae
Lineage: Eukaryota; Metazoa; Rotifera; Eurotatoria; Adinetida; Adinetidae
Source: the annotation of a GenBank genome assembly